Colius striatus (speckled mousebird) is the source of this 1961-nucleotide messenger RNA. RefSeq names its product solute carrier family 5 member 1 (gene SLC5A1). The record is from RefSeq and is a predicted model, not a curated record. The coding region runs from base 4 to 1959 and encodes 651 amino acids. The transcript is spliced from 15 exons. Gene Ontology annotation, molecular function: D-glucose:sodium symporter activity. Gene Ontology annotation, cellular component: plasma membrane. Gene Ontology annotation, biological process: sodium ion transport; transmembrane transport. NCBI's taxonomy places the organism in Eukaryota, Metazoa, Chordata, Aves, Coliiformes, Coliidae.
AGGAUGGAAAGCAACGUGAAGAUCAACAAUGCUGCGGACAUCUCUGUCAUUGUCCUCUAUUUUGUGGUAGUCCUGGCAGUGGGACUAUGGGCCAUGUUCUCAACCAACCGAGGGACAGUAGGUGGAUUUUUCCUGGCUGGACGAAGCAUGGUUUGGUGGCCGAUUGGUGCUUCUCUGUUUGCCAGUAACAUUGGCAGUGGACAUUUUGUGGGAAUAGCAGGAACGGCAGCAGCUGGAGGAAUUGCCAUCGGAGGAUUUGAAUGGAAUGCCCUGGUAUUUGUGGUUGUUCUGGGAUGGGUGUUUGUACCCAUUUACAUCAAAGCUGGGGUGGUGACAAUGCCAGAGUACCUGAGGAAGCGUUUUGGUGGGAAGCGCAUUCAGGUCUACCUGUCAAUCCUUUCUCUGAUCCUGUAUAUCUUCACAAAGAUCUCAGCAGACAUAUUCUCUGGAGCUAUAUUUAUACAGCUGGCCAUAGGUCUGAAUCUUUAUUUGGCCAUCAUUAUCCUGCUUGCUAUUACUGCUCUUUACACCAUCACAGGUGGUCUUGCAGCUGUGAUUUACACAGACACCUUACAAACAUUCAUCAUGGUAGUGGGAUCUUUUGUUCUCGUGGGAUUUGGAUUUGCUGAAGUAGGAGGGUAUGAUGCUUUCAUGAAGAAGUACAUGGAGGCAAGUCCAUCCAAUAUCAGCUAUGGGAAUACUACGAUUGAUGAAGAGUGCUACGCUCCUCGGAAGGAUGCCUUCCACCUCUUCCGAGAUCCCGUCAGCGGAGAUCUGCCAUGGCCAGGGGUGAUCUUUGGUAUGAGCAUCAUUGCUUUGUGGUACUGGUGCACAGAUCAGGUUAUUGUCCAGCGGUGCCUCUCUGGCAAGAACAUGUCCCAUGUGAAGGCUGGUUGUAUCAUGUGUGGGUACCUGAAACUCUUGCCCAUGUUUAUUAUAGUGAUGCCUGGAAUGAUCAGCCGAAUUUUGUAUACAGAUGUGGUGGCUUGUGUUGUGCCUGAGCUCUGCCAGCAGUACUGUGGCACCGCAGUUGGCUGUACAAACAUUGCCUACCCGACAAUGGUCGUGGAGCUCAUGCCAAACGGUCUGCGGGGACUGAUGCUGUCGGUCAUGUUGGCCUCUCUUAUGAGCUCCCUGACGUCCAUUUUCAACAGCGCUAGUACUCUGUUCACUAUGGACAUUUACACCAAAAUCCGACCAAAGGCAAGCGAGAAAGAGCUGAUGUUGGCCGGCAGGGCAUUUAUGUUGGUUUUAGUUGGCGUCAGCAUUGCCUGGGUUCCUGUGGUGCAGUCAGCUCAGAGUGGGCAGCUCUUUGAUUACAUUCAGUCAGUUACCAGCUACCUGGGGCCUCCCAUCGGCUCUGUCUUCCUGCUUGGCAUCUUCUGCAAGAGGGUCAAUGAGCAGGGUGCCUUCUGGGGCCUGAUAGUUGGGCUGCUGGUUGGGCUCAGCAGGAUGAUUACAGAGUUUGCCUACGGAACUGGCAGCUGCGCUCUCCCUUCCAACUGCCCCUUCAUCAUCUGUGGCAUUCACUACCUUUACUUUGCAAUAAUUCUCUUUGCGGUCAGCUCCAUCGUCGUCCUGGCAGUCUCCUUCAUGACUAAGCCCAUUCCUGAUGUACAUCUUCACCGCUUGGUCUGGUCUUUGCGGAACAGCAAGGAGGAACGUAUUGAUCUGGAUGCAGAGGAGGAGCAGGACAAAGCUGAUGAAAAAGAUGAGGAAAAAGAUGAGGAAUCAGUUAACAAGGAAAAUAAAGAAGAACCGGGGUGCUUAAAGAAAGCCUACAACUGGUUCUGUGGCUUAGAUCAAGGAAAUGAACCCAAACUGAGCAAGGAGGAAGAGGAAAUGAUGAAGAAGAAAUUGACUGACACAAGUGAAGUGCCACUUUGGAGAAAUGUUAUGAACAUCAAUGGCAUCAUCCUAUUGACUGUGGCUGUAUUUUGCCAUGCGUUCUUUGCAUAAAC